Molecule: messenger RNA, 5552 nt
Organism: Anolis carolinensis (green anole)
Lineage: Eukaryota; Metazoa; Chordata; Lepidosauria; Squamata; Anolidae
Gene: hsf2bp
Product: heat shock transcription factor 2 binding protein
Exons: 8
Coding region: 56-1081 (341 amino acids)
Cellular component (GO): cytosol
Source: RefSeq, a predicted model, not a curated record
GGGGGCGGAGCUUCGGCUCCUUCUCACUUUUCUCCUCGGGGUCGCUUCAGCCGCUAUGAAGUGCGCGAGGGAAAGCAGCGCGUGCGACGCUGGGGAGGGAGCGCAGAAAGCUGAUACACAAGGAGAAAUUGUUAAAGUCAGAAAAAGAGCUUUAGAGAGGUUGACGACGGAAGUGAUGCAGUUGCAUGACAUUUUGCCCAAAGUAGUGAAUGGAGAUGUCUUAGAGAGCUUUCAGAGGUUAGAUGCUGCUGAAACAACCAUAGAAAGAAAAGAUGUUGAAUUAGAACAGUUGAGAAUGGAUUGUGAACACUAUAAAGCCCGCUUAGAGGCAGCUCAAGCAGAUUGUAUGAAAGAGAGAAAGGAAAAAUUAACAGCUCGACAGCAGUUGAAUGAGGCAAAGCAACAGUUAUUACAACAAGCUGAAUACUGUACAGAAAUGGGUGCUGCAGUGUGCACAUUGUUAUGGAGUGUUUCUAGCAAUGAAGAAACAGUUAAAAAUAUUCUAGGCAGUAGUAAAGCUGUGAAGUUCUUUUAUAUUGCUGGGCAAACCAUGGAAAGUUUUGUAAGAUCCUUAAGUGAAGAUAUCAAACAACAAAAUAUGGAUUCUGAUGAAAGUCAGUUUGUAUUAGGUUUGGCGGGGAUUGUUACAAAUAUUGCUGCUUUAGCAUGCGGCCGUGAAUUCCUGGUUAAUUCAAGUCAAGUGUUGUUGGACACAAUGAUGCAACUUUUAGGAGACAUGAAGCCAGGAUGCUGUACCAAGCUGAAAGUGCUGAUGCUGAUGUCCCUAUACAACGUAAGUAUUAACGUGAAAGGCUUGAAGUACAUCAGUGAAAACUCAGGAUUCUUCCCAUUACUUUGGUGGCUCCUGAAUGAUCCAGAUGCAGAGGUGUGCCUUCAUGUAUUACGACUUCUCCAGUCUGUAAUUUUAGAGCCAGAGGUUUUAACCAAGUUGGCUCCUGGAAUGCGUGAGUCCUUGCCACUUCCACGUAUCCAUAUGCUAUCAAAGAGCCGCAAUGCAGAUCUGAGAAUCCUGGCUCAAGAACUGCUGGAGGACCUUAAAGCUUUAGAGUAUGAAAUAUAAGGUUAUGUUCUUGUCAUUUCUAGAAUGCUAUGUAUGUAUUUAGAAAAGUCUUUUUUGUAAUUAAAUAUGUGUAUGGCCAGUGUGCCUAUGCAGAAAAAAAGUUGCCAUAGGUGUAUUCACCAUUCUUCAAGAUAUCCAUGCUAGCCAUGUACCAAACCCUCACAAAUAAUGACUAUGUAAAGUUCAAUGUUAGUUGAAAUUGAAAACAACUGACUGCCAAAUCUUAUGACUUUUUCUAGUCCAUAUUAAUAUUUUGGAGGGGAGCACAAUCACAUGCUUUUAAAAAAACCUCUUCCUUCUUUAAUCACAGCAGCCUUCCUCCUACACUAAUUAAAUGAGCUUAAGAAUGGGCUCAACAUUUCUGUCUAUGCAAAAAAAUGCUUGUUAAAAGUCUGGGAAAGAAAGAAAAACUGAUACUUGGGAUCAGAGAAUCUAAACAAAAUGCAGUCGUGGUGCUUUUCCUCUGUUGUUGGCUUCCAUCUACACCUUGUACCAUAGCUUCUGCCCAGUUGCUUUCUGUAUUACUCUGGGCAGGUCAGGGCAACAGAAGUGAUGGCAACUAGCAGUGGAUGAAAAACCAUAUUGCCUGUACCACUCUGGGCUUUGUAGUGUGCUUCUGCUACCAUCACCCACCUGGAAUAGCAUGGCUAGAAGUGUUUCUCCACCAUACUAUCCUGCCAAAGUAUUUUUCCCUCAGUGUCUUGUUUGUUCCACCUGCCUCUAUGUGCACUUUCGCAGACAGAGCCUUUGGUACAAAAAGGUACGGGAUCGUCUAACCUCAGUAUGGUUGACUUGAGUAACUUCUAAAAAAUGUUGGUAGCUAAAAAUAAAAUAAAAUGGGUAGCAUUGGUUCUGGUGACCCCUGACUUUUCCCCUGAGCCUGGUGAGUGCUUAUACUGAUUAUCAGCAGGAUAAAAGUUUUUAAAAAACAAGUUAAAUUGUGAGUGACAUUUUAAAAAGGUGAUUGGUUAAAAAGGUAAAGGUUUGUAACUAGGUCUUGAUAGAAUGAGCAGAGAAUGACUCAUUCCCAUCCUAAAGUUAUAGUUGUGGUAAACCUUUCUGUGAUCCAUGAUAAUCCAUUGUAUAAAUUUUAUAAUGGAGAGCAUAUUUUCAGGAGUUUGUUUUCCUGUCUGCUCCCCAAAGUUAACUUUCUACUGAGAACAGUCACAUUUGCAGGUUGCAAACCCAGUAAUGCCAGAAUAGUAUAGAAAUACUACCCUGUUUUGCCUGAUUUUUUCACAACAUUGAAAUGUGAAUUCUCCAAAUAAGAGGAUGAAUAUGAAAGAGAGCUGAUAACCACUCAUUUUAAACCAGUGCCACUCCUUCAUGUGCUUGUUUUAUUUGGUGAAGGUAUACACACAUGGAGAAUAAGGGAAAUCGCAUAACACUAAGCCGUGAGAAAGAAGGUUCGAUAUCAGAAAAAAAAUGUUCCUUUUUUGUCCUAAUGUGGGGAAUCACCUAUAAUGUGCUUCUCUGCAAUAUAUCUUAGCAGAUAUGUAGAGUAGUUUCAUUUCACUGUUCCAGUGUUUCACUUUGUUAAAAGAACCUUCUAUUUGAUUUCAAGUCUUUAGAACUCUUGAAAGAUGCUGCUUUAGAAACUCAAGAAUUAUGAAAGAAGGAAAUUUGAUGCAGCUAUAGUUAUGUUGUGUUUUUGUGUGUUCUAAUGGAAUAUAACAUGUACAGUUCUUGACCUGUGAAAAUGUGCCAUUGUUGCUGUUUGGAUGUUGUUUUGCACAUUUUAACAGUUUUGCUCCACUCCAUCCUGAGUCAACGUGUGUUAUUCUUUCUGCUUCAAUGAUGUCAAAGACAGAAUGGAGUAAAUAAAACUGCAUAUGACGUUGUAUGCAUGUGAUGUUUAUCUGUUAACGUUUUACAUGAUUGAAAGAUAUAAUGCAAAUAAUUUUCUGUGGGAAAUUACAAUAGAAUGCACCAGAAUGGUCACGUUUUGUUAUUGUAUUUGCCUUUUGUUCCUUCAUGUUUUAGUACAUAGGUAGAAAAAGAUCAGAGGAUCACUGGAAAGAAACAUGUGGUUAUAUCAAUACUUAUCUAUAUACCAUUCAGCAUCACAUUAUUCAACUCCAGGGGAAAAUCUCAAUUUCUAGUAUCUAUAUUUUCAAGCUGUAAGCCUUGUGAAUAGCCAACAUGGGAGGCCUAACAUGCAAUAUGGGCCUGUUUCACAUAUGGAUAGGGAGACUUUAUCUUUGCCCCUCACCCAUGAUCUUGAUUCAAAUUGGUGCUCAUACACUGCCUAUUUGAAUGAAGCCAGAACAAACUCCCUUUCAUUCCUGUUUCCAGUCCAGCUGCACCUCUUUGAAGCUAGAGGGGUGUUCGUUGGGAAAGAAGUUGACAGCUCAGAACAAAAAUAUAUGUUAAUUUCAUGUAAUCUAGCCCUGAAUUGUCUGUCAAACGAGUAUUUUCCACACACCCCAUUGCAUGUUAAUUUCAUGUAAUCUAGCCUUGAAAUGUCUAUCAAACCAGUUUUUUUAGGCUACAUAUUGUGUUUAGGUGUCAUUUUAGUUAUUUGGAACAGGUAAAGCUGUUAAAGCUUACAGCUCUGACUUUGAACAGAAAGGAUCGUGCAGGUAGUGUCCUGGUUUAUGUGCCUCUUCUGUGGGAUAGAGGGAUAAACAAGUUAAAUUGUGAGUGACAUUGCACCCCCCCCCCCCAAGGAAUAACUGCCAUUCUGAGCCAGAAUGAAGAAGGGGGCAUGAAGACAUCAUUCCACCAUGUCUCCUGUGUCACUAUAACAAUAUAAUAUAUAAUAAUCAUAUUAUGAUAUACUAAUAAUAUAUAUUGUAUAUGCAUAUAAUAUUAAUAUUAUAAUGUAAUACAAUAUAAUAGUAAUACACUAUUAAAAUGGCAUAUUUAUAUUAUAUGUAAUUUUAAUAAUAUUACAAUAUAGUGUUAUAGUACAAUAUAGUAAUAUAUAAUUCUUAUAUUGUGAUAUACGAAUAAUAUAAUAUAUUGUAUGUAAGCCGCCCUGAGUCCCCUUCGGGGUGAGAAGGGUGGGAUAUAAAUGUUGUGAAUAAAUAAAUAAAUAAAUAAAUAAAUAAAAUAUCAGGUGUGUGGAUGUUCUAAAGUCUGGAAGAACUGUGUACUUGCAAGUAUACCUUUGUGUUAAAUUCUUGUCUUAAAUCCCAAUAAUUCCAAUGGUAUACUGAGUAGCUUGAUGCUCAUGAUUACUAGCCAGAGUCCUUACCUUUUGGGCCCCAUCACUCAACAGACUGCCCCAGUUGCAGUCUAAUAUUCAGACAGAUAGCCAUGCUUGUCUGUUUCAGUACAAAAGGUAUCUUGUAGCAACUUUACUUAUUGGGAUGUCAUGGAUUAAAGGUGAGUUCUUCAGAUGCUUCUAAGUUAGUGGGCUGUGGUCCUUGAAAACUGAAGACUAUAAUAAAUUAGUUUUUAAAAAUUCCCACAAGACACUUUUCUAAGCCAAAAAUGAAGUGGUUUCUUAGUAUAUAGCAGUGAUGCUAUAAUUUUUGAAUGGCAGAAGACCAAAAAGAAUAGACAUUCCACUAUAUUGCUUCCACACAGUGUUUGAGAUCACAGCUGGAUAUUUGCAGUCUGAAGGUCAUCUGAAAAUGAGAGAGCUGUGGAAACAAUCUCUUUAUUCUCAGAAGGAAGAGAACAUCCAGUAAUAUUGCAAGAACGUGCCUAGAAAUACCAUGAUAAAAUUGCUUUAGGCAGCCUGCUUAUAACUUCCUAGGUUCCCGUCCUGUAUAAACAUUUCAAGUUACUGAGCUAAUUGAUUCCUCAAAACACAUGUACCACUAUUCAAUUGGUAUUUUUAAAAUUCUAAAAUAGAUUAAUAAUGGAUGAAUGAAAUUUGGAAUUACAAUUCAACCACUAGGUUUGAUCUUGCUGUCUUGCUAUACAUAUAAAUCCUAAAUGACCCUCUUACAAGAAAAAAGUAUGUUGGCAAGAUCAGUUCUGACCAACCAUGUGCAAGGAUUUCCAAAGUAACGCCAGAGCUGUAGACCAGAACUGACUAACCUUAUCACUUUUGGACCACAGUUCCUACAAUCCUCCAGCUAUCAGGGAUACAUCUACACAGGAGACUUGAUGCAGUUUGACACCACUGCCAUGGCCCACUGCUAUGGAAUUCUGGAAUAUGUAUUUUAAUGAGGCACCAGCAGUCUUUAGCAGAGAAGGCUAAAGAUCUUGUAAAACCACAGCUCCCAUGAUUCCAUGACAUUGAGCCAUGUCAGUUAAAAUUGUGUCAAACUGCAUAUGUUCUAUGCACAUUCACCUUUUGGCCCAGACUUGUGUUUGAUAUACCUGUUUUAACAUUUUAUCUUGUAAGAUUGUCCUUUUCGAUUGUUUUACCGAUAUUGUUGAUUUAUUGUUGUAAAUUUGUGUUUUUGUUUUGAUUUUAUAUUGUGAUGUUGGGCAAGGCCCCAUGUGAGCCGCCCCGAGUCCCUUCGGGGAGAUGGGGCGGGGUACAAGAAUAAAAUUAUUAUUAUUAUUAUUA